ACGGCGAGGGAGAGCGCGGGCCAGAGGUGAAGGGAGAUGGCGACGCCUUGUUCGAAUUGGGAUUGGCAGGUUGCUUUGGAGAGGGAGAUGGGGAGUUAGUCACUGCCUCUCUCGCUUUUCUUGACCGGUGUCGCAAAGCUUACCUGGGGUGGGGGUAGCCAUGAUUGCAGUUUGGUUAUUUUGUGGUUGAGAUUAUGAAGCUUUCGGUAUGCAGAGAGUGGUGUUGCGCGAGGGUGCGACGUGGAAAGCGCAAAGGAUCGUGAAGUUGGGCGAUGCUGAAUUUAUUUUUGGCGGAGGAGGAGGGGCAAUGUUGACUUUUUUUCCAGUCGAGACUUUUGGAAAGAUCUUUUUCCGAUUUCUCGGCUCCAAUUGCGGGAUGAGUGGGGCAUGCGGUUUCCUGGGCAGGGUUAGGGUCGAGGUCGAGUUAGACUUUGGUCCUUGCUUCUAUGACGACAUUAACAUUGAGCUCUGUACGCCUUCAGUUUUCCAAUUCCUGCCGAGGCUCAUUUUAACGGCGGCAAUUACUUCGAUGUUAUUCUGGCACCUUGUUCAAGAGCCACGGUAAGAGUAUGAGUGAUAUUGGUGAUGUAUAAAUCAGACGAAGUGAGAAAUCGCC
Messenger RNA from Neurospora tetraspora, 616 nucleotides. RefSeq lists its product as uncharacterized. NCBI's taxonomy places the organism in Eukaryota, Fungi, Ascomycota, Sordariomycetes, Sordariales, Sordariaceae. The record is from RefSeq and is a predicted model, not a curated record. The coding region runs from base 209 to 565 and encodes 118 amino acids. The transcript has a single exon.